AUGGAGGUGUCGUUGAAUAUCAGCUAUGCCAGUUCGAAUCAAUGUUCUCCUCUCAUUGGACUUACGUUGCAUCAGCUGCUUGAGAAGAGGGUUAAUGAACAUCCAGAUCGUGAAAUACCAGUCUACACCACUAUAUGUCAAAGUUCUCCUCUCAUUGGACUUACUUUGCAUCAGCUGCUUGAGAAGAGGGUUAAUGAACACCCAGAUCGUGAAAUGUAUGUCUUUCCCGAGGAUGGCGAGAGAAUCACAUUCAAAGCUUUUAAAGAUCGGGUUGAAAAACUAGCUGCUGGACUGUUAUCCAUUGGGAUAAAGAAAGGCGACCGACUGGCAUUGUGGGGCAACAUCCAUAUGGAAACCGUACUGUUUGUUGCUGCAGCAAGAUCCAUCGGCGUUAUUACAGUACGCAUUUUGCCGGCUUUCCCAAAUACCAGCGUGAAAGAUAUUUUGCUUCAAACGGGUUGUAAAGUGAUUGUAUUAGGAAGAACCCCCAAUAACCUGUUUGAUAGAUUAGAAGACAUCAGGACAAGUGCUGAAGGUGUAACGAA
Messenger RNA from Anneissia japonica, 545 nucleotides. Its product is annotated as medium-chain acyl-CoA ligase ACSF2, mitochondrial-like. The record is from RefSeq and is a predicted model, not a curated record. The annotation marks the transcript as partial. NCBI's taxonomy places the organism in Eukaryota, Metazoa, Echinodermata, Crinoidea, Comatulida, Comatulidae. The transcript has 5 exons.